Molecule: messenger RNA, 1812 nt
Organism: Babesia ovata
Lineage: Eukaryota; Apicomplexa; Aconoidasida; Piroplasmida; Babesiidae
Product: 50S ribosomal protein L9
Exons: 3
Coding region: 1-1812 (603 amino acids)
Source: RefSeq, a predicted model, not a curated record
AUGUCCGUUGUGAUAUACCAGUAUGGGAUUUUGUUGAUAUCGUGGUCGAUCAUCGGCAAUCGGCUGUUCGGGCACAAUAUCGAACGCCUCAAGAACUUUUUCGCAGGAUUACGUUGCAAUGCGAUCCUCGGAUUCAACAGAUUCCCCAUAUAUCACCACAACAAAUACCACGCACUCUACAAUGAUAUGUCGAUCAUGGUUUUCUAUAAUGUCGGACUUACCUUGAUGUUCGCGAUCUACUAUUAUUCCUCCAAGGUGAAGAGGCGAAAGGAGAUCACUAUUGGUACGCUUCAAAAGCUGCACGACAACUUCAAAGUCAACAUUAUUGCCAAUAUGGAUGAUAUAGUGAGAUUCAAAAUGUUUAUUAAGAUUAUGGAAAAACACAAGCACUACAUGGCAGAAAAUGCGAUGGAGAUUGACCAUUGCAAACAGUUCUUCGAACGAUUUGAGCAUCACUCACUAAUGCGUUUUAAUCACGGGAUGCAAUUAAUUAGUUGCCUGGAACGCAUCAAGAAAUAUGCAUUGUGCGCUGUAUUUCUUCGCAUGAAAGUACGGAACAUGUCACUACUAAUUAGGAACGUUCAACAACGGUAUAAGGAACAGAAUCCUCACAAGGAAAAUAAACGUGGGUAUAUAUCAUUGUUGAAAGAAAAACUGCAACUUACAGUUGAAGAGAUAGAUGAAUUUAAGCGGUCUGCGGAAAUAGCGAUAGCAGGCAAGACUGUGGCAAACUCAGUAAAAGCAAACAACGCAAUCUGCGGUACAUGCCGCAACGUCAACUGUGGUGGGCAUGCUGAGCAUGAAGAUUCAAAAUCCAAAACAUAUGAUCUUCUUGAGUUGGAGAACUUUGUGUUACAUCAACGCGGCAUUCCGCGCGCUGACAUGCUACCCGGGCCGUAUGCGAAUUCUGAGUAUACACAACACGACAUGUCACCGAUUCGUCUGACAACACCCUCGCGUAUACAAAGGCUGCCACUUGAUACUUCAUCCUACGGCAAAUCAGAUGAGCAGCUUGAAAACGCGUAUUCAGCGUAUAGGCGACAUGAGUGUGGUACAGCCCACACAUCUUAUGCAGCACGUGAGCAUUUAUCACCGACUCAAGAGCCGCUUGGAACGACGUCGGCUACUGAUCGUGCUGUGGGAUUCGCUUCUGUUCCUGAGGGUAUUUCCCAUGGUUCUGAGGGCAAUAGCAGGUUAAACACACGUGCGACGGAGAGAGUCAGUAAACAGUGUGGCGUGCAAAGUCACAGAAAUGGGCCCAAAUCACGCAUAGCUGUCGCAAAACGACAAAACUCUCAGAAUGUGGGUGUUGGAACUAAAUGGAAGAAAGCUACAAAACUACACAUGCCUGAAGCAGUAGAUACCACUUAUAACCAACAUCAGGGAUAUAAGGACGUUGUUAGUGCAGGUGGAUGCGCCUCAAAACCGUUGGAUGUCAUUGCUGGUGCAUCUGAGUCUGAUGACAAAAAAUUGCCACACUGUGACGACCACAUCAAGUUAAAAGGUAAUGUGGGGACCAAUAUACGGGAUACGCAGGUCAACAUUUCAUCCGUUGGCAAAAAUGGAGCAGCUAAAAUGCGCGUGUCCUCUCUACGGGCGUAUCCACGCAACCCUGCAGAUGAUGCCAUUAUGGGUUCAAUGCCAAACAUAGCAAACGGAAAGCAGAAAUCAAUUACAACCGAACGUGCUACAAACGUGAUAGGUGAUUACACAUCAACCCAUGAGGUCAAGCCAAAAAUGUCCCUAACAAAACGCAGCGCUCACACCCACAAGGCUGAACGAACGGGCAUAUUCAAAGAGAGCAUUUUAUAG